This is a messenger RNA of Punctularia strigosozonata HHB-11173 SS5, 864 nucleotides long. RefSeq lists its product as uncharacterized. Gene Ontology annotation, biological process: regulation of cilium beat frequency involved in ciliary motility; positive regulation of cell motility; cilium assembly. The coding region runs from base 43 to 864 and encodes 273 amino acids. The record is from RefSeq and is a predicted model, not a curated record. NCBI's taxonomy places the organism in Eukaryota, Fungi, Basidiomycota, Agaricomycetes, Corticiales, Punctulariaceae. Gene Ontology annotation, cellular component: ciliary basal body; motile cilium. The transcript is spliced from 2 exons.
CGCCUCCUUCCACAGCUUCUGGCCAACGUUGAACGAGACGAUAUGUUUAGAUCCGUCGUUCAGCCGAACGUCGUUUCUAUAUUCAGCUCAUCUGGGAGCAAUCCGUUGGUUCUCUUCGGGGUUCACGUCGAUAAGGAUCUCCCAACGGACUCAUUUGUUCAUCUGCUGAAGGACGAGACGUCCAGCCCCGAACCCGACCCACCGAAAGCGCUUCUCGACACAUCUGCAUCUACGGGCAAGGCUGCGGAGUCUAGCCAAUUGAUAGCAUCUGUGAACUACAAACUUGAUCAGACGGUGCUUCACAUGCAGUCGCCGACGUUGAACAAGACGUAUAUCCAGUCCCCGAAGAUCCACACGGGUCGUGCGAGCGAUCUGUAUCUAAAGCAUCCAUGGAUGCACCUUCAAGUACGCCACCUCGAACGAGAUUGGGCAUUUGAAGUGGGCGUUGUGGAUCAGAUGGGUAGAGAGGGCGUUCUCCGGUGUUCGACAUUUCAGAACGAACCUCACCUGCAUCUCUCCAACCCACCGAUACUCAGUCUACCAUUAACGCUUCCGUCUCCUUCGUCACGUCCGUUGACCAAUUGGGUGACUAUUGACCUCAACCUACCACGAUUGCUUCCCCACUUUUCAUCGCUCGCCCGGCGACAAUCCCAACUAGACUUGGAGGACGCGGAGGAAGAUGAAAUCUUGAACAAGGUCUCUAGCACCGGUGCUACGCGGAGCUCGGCGUCGAUACCCGUCGGAUCCUACUCGCAUGUCGCAUAUGUAAGGGUGUACGCAACAUGUCGACUGCGGAGGAUAUGGUUUAGUGAGACGAACACGGGGAAAACGCCUUGGGAGCUCGAACUAUACGGCGCAGAUUGA